AUGUCUGACCUUAAACCAAUAACAAGUGCCGAAAGUGUGCUUGCAAAUGUUAUUUCUAACAAUGCCAAUGCAUUGAACAAUUUCCCAAACUCUGCCAAUCUUGAUGAAUUGGACGAAUUCUAUGAUGUUCCAUUAGAGGAAUUCUUGUAUCAUGCUCAAUUACAAAGAGAGCUAGAAAAAUCACCAGAUUAUGGUGAAGCAGCUCCUACUGUCCCAUUGUGGGAGGUCAUCAGAGUCAAGCUUUUGAACAAAGAACCAAGAAAUAAUGAACAGGUCAAGACUGUUACCGAAAAAGUUUCAUCAAGUGACUGCGAUGAGAAGGGUUUGCCUGUAUGUGAAAUAAAUGACACAUUAAUUACAGAGAAGGAAAACGCAAAUAGAAUGCUGAGAGUUGCCUCUUGGGGUUCUGUGUUUUACUUGAUCACAACCGAUAUCUUGGGUCCUACCUCUGCUCCUUAUGCCAUUUCAGAGUUGGGUUACGUUCCUGGUGCCUUGCUUUACUUCCUCUUUGGUGUCUGUGCUGCAUACUGUGGUGCUUUAUUGUGGAAACAAUACUUGAUGCUAGACUCCAUCAAGUAUCCUUUGAGAAAUUACGGUGAUGUUGUUGGUAGGAUCUUCAACAAGCAAACCAGGUAUGCAAUUGACUUCUUCCAAGCGGUUCAAUUGUUCUGUAAUGUUGCAGUUAUUAUCUUGGGUAACGGUCAAGGUUUGUCACAAAUUGCCAAGGGCAAGGGAUGCUAUACCAUCUUGAUUUUCGUGUGGGCAGUGGCUGGUGCCAUUGUUGGUCAGAUCAGAUCUCUAGCUAAGUUUGGUUUUCUUGCUAAUGCUGCAAUUUGGAUGAACGUCUUUGUCAUCAUUGCCACCAUGGCGUGUGCAAGUGCGUUCCCUCCAAACUAUACUGCUGCUGCAGGUACCAACAAUGUUUCCAUGGGUGCGGUUGUUACUAAGGUUGUGAUUAGCGGUGCAGGUGAUAUGUUUCAAAGUCAAUUGAACGCUUGUAUGAAUAUUGUCUACUCCUAUGGUGGUGCAUUGGUGUUCGUUGAAUUCAUGGCUGAAAUGAAACGUCCAUGGGACUUCUGGAAAGGUAUGGCAGCAGCACAGAUGUUUAUCUUCACUGUUUACUUGGUGUUUGCCAUGGUCGUUUACCACUACCAGGGUCAAUUUGUCAUUAACCCAGCCAACCAAGGUAUCUCCAACUACGGCUGGCAAACUGCCACCAAUGUGAUCAACUUGGUUUCUGCAUUGAUUGCAGCUGGUUUGUAUGGUAACGUUGGUAUCAAAGUCCUAUACUCCUCUGUUUUCCAAAGAUUCUUCAAGUUCCCAUCGCUAGACUCCAGGUUUGGUGUAUGGAUCUGGGCUGGGUUUGUCUGUGUGUACUGGGCCAUUGCAUUCGUGUUUGCAGCAGCUAUUCCAAACUUCUCGUCACUUGUUUCUUUGAUCGGUGCAGUUUGUAUCUUGCAGUUCUCAUACACGUUUCCAUUUAUUAUGCAAUUUGUCUUCGACUUGCAGCUAGGUGCUAUGCAGGGGGAUGGCGAAUAUGACCACGUGAACAAGGUUACCCAUAGAGUGGACUCGUGGAGAAACUUUUCCAGAUGGUGGAGGGGUUACAAGGCUUUCUGGUUCAGAAACACAUGCCAUCUUAUCCUUUUCUUAGCUUCCGCUGCAACUGCAGGUUUAGGUAUUUAUGCAUCGGCGAUGUCCUUGAAGGAGGCUUUUGAUAGCGGUUCCACUACAUCUUUUACAUGUAAAUCUCCUGUGGCUUGA
This is a messenger RNA of Pichia kudriavzevii, 1764 nucleotides long. RefSeq lists its product as uncharacterized. Lineage: Eukaryota; Fungi; Ascomycota; Pichiomycetes; Pichiales; Pichiaceae. Bases 1 to 1764 code for a protein of 587 amino acids. Gene Ontology annotation, cellular component: vacuolar membrane. The transcript has a single exon. Gene Ontology annotation, biological process: amino acid transmembrane transport. Gene Ontology annotation, molecular function: amino acid transmembrane transporter activity. The record is from RefSeq and is a predicted model, not a curated record.